Messenger RNA from Myripristis murdjan (pinecone soldierfish), 951 nucleotides. RefSeq names its product olfactory receptor 52D1-like. Gene Ontology annotation, biological process: detection of chemical stimulus involved in sensory perception of smell; G protein-coupled receptor signaling pathway. Gene Ontology annotation, molecular function: odorant binding; olfactory receptor activity. The transcript has a single exon. The coding region runs from base 1 to 951 and encodes 316 amino acids. Lineage: Eukaryota; Metazoa; Chordata; Actinopteri; Holocentriformes; Holocentridae. Gene Ontology annotation, cellular component: membrane. The record is from RefSeq and is a predicted model, not a curated record.
AUGGAGAACCAGACGUUUGAUGAGGACGUUCUCCUGCUGGAGGGGUUAAAGGUCACCGCGCAGGCCUCUGUUCCCGCUUUCAUCCUCCUCCUCAUCAGUUACAUCUUCAUCCUGGUGUCCAACGUGGGCCUGGUGCUGCUGAUCCUCCGGGAGCGGAGCCUCCACCAGCCCAUGUACCUGCUCCUCUGCAACAUGAACCUUAACGACGUUCUGGGCGCCACCGUCAUCGUACCUCACGUGCUCCGGGACAUUUUCCUCUCCAGCGCCGAGCGGUACAUUCACUACAUGGAGUGUGCCGUCCAGGCGUUCUGCGUUCAUCUUCACGCCAGCGCCUCCCACACGGUGCUCAUGAUCAUGGCCUUCGACCGCUACGUGGCCAUCUGCAACCCGCUGCAGUACGCCACCGUCAUGACCAACAGGACGGUGGUGAAGCUGGCCGUGUCGGCGUGGGCGGUGGCCUUCGUCAUGGUGGCGAUCCUCAUCGGCCUCAGCGUCCGCCUGUCUCGCUGCCGGCGGUCCGUGCACCACCCGUUCUGCGACAACGCCUCGCUGUUCAAGCUGUCGUGUCAGAGCGUCCUCGUCAACCACGUCUACGGCCUGGGCUACACGGUGCUGCUGCUCGGCUCGUCCAUCGGCAGCGUGACGCUCACCUACCUGAGGAUCGCCGUGGUGUGCGUGAGCCGCCGGAGCCGGGCGCUGAACAGCCGGGCGCUGCAGACCUGCGCCACCCACCUGGCCGUCUACGUCAUCCUGCUGGUGUCGGGUUUCAUCAUCGUCGUCCUGCACCGCUUCCCUCAGCUCUCCAGCCACAGGAAAGCGGUGGCGGUCAUGGCCCACGUCGCCCUGCCCGCCCUGAACGCCGUCAUCUACGGGCUGCAGAUUAAAGAGGUCAGGCAGAGGAUCCUCUCUGUGCUCUGGAGGAAGAAAACGGCUCUGAUGGAUGUGAAAUGA